AUGGAGAUUCGUCUGCACUCGAAGGAUAGAGUCUACACGACCGAAGAAACUGUCAAAGGAGAGCUGGUCCUUCAGAGAACCAGCGCAUGUCAGAAUCUGCGCGUCUCGUUGUCACUCAUUGGUUUGAAGACUCUCCUAGACUGUUGUCAAGAGCACAUAGUGACUGACAAAUUCUGUAGGAAGGAUGCGGUCGGUUGUGACGAAGAUGACGCCUUUACCCGAUAG
Molecule: messenger RNA, 225 nt
Organism: Penicillium concentricum
Lineage: Eukaryota; Fungi; Ascomycota; Eurotiomycetes; Eurotiales; Aspergillaceae
Exons: 1
Coding region: 1-225 (74 amino acids)
Source: RefSeq, a predicted model, not a curated record